AUGUCUGCUCCCGUUGGCGCCGUUCCUUCUAGCUGCUGCAAGCGUGACGGCUCCAGCUGCGUCUGCGCCAAGGAGGCUACCUGCUCGUGUGGCAAGCAAAAGGCACUUCACUGCACCUGCGAGAAGGCGUCGACGGAGAACAAGGUCGCUGGUGCUACCUGCUCCUGCGGCCAACGUGCUGCUGGCGCUUGCACCUGCAACCGCGCGUCGGAGGAGAACACAGUCUCGGGCGACAAGUGCGCCUGCGGCAAGAGAUCGAGCACCUCCUGCACCUGCGCCGGUGCCGAGCUCGGCCAGUCGGAGCUGGAGACCGACUUUACUACCAAGAAAUGA
Messenger RNA from Lasiodiplodia theobromae, 333 nucleotides. Its product is annotated as Copper resistance protein crd2. Lineage: Eukaryota; Fungi; Ascomycota; Dothideomycetes; Botryosphaeriales; Botryosphaeriaceae. The record is from RefSeq and is a predicted model, not a curated record. The coding region runs from base 1 to 333 and encodes 110 amino acids. The transcript has 3 exons.